Melampsora larici-populina 98AG31 is the source of this 2347-nucleotide messenger RNA. RefSeq lists its product as uncharacterized. The record is from RefSeq and is a predicted model, not a curated record. Lineage: Eukaryota; Fungi; Basidiomycota; Pucciniomycetes; Pucciniales; Melampsoraceae. The coding region runs from base 1 to 2064 and encodes 687 amino acids. The transcript is spliced from 5 exons.
AUGGCCAAGACUACUACUACUACUGCUACGAACCAACAAACUAGCCCUACCGCAAGUUCUAGUAAAGGAGUCGGUCACGGUGGACAAAAACAACAUCGAACCAAUUUAACAUUAUCAUCAGCAUCGUUUACUACACCACCAAGUCAUCUGAAUAGGUUACCUUCUAAUAAAAUCAAAUUACCAACUCAAUCUUCAACUAAUCCUAAUAAUAUCUUUCCUACUUCAUCAUCUUCACCUGUUCGACCGACUCAUAACCAUCAACAUAACUCACCACAUCGUCGACGUUCAAGUCUCACACCUCCAAGUGAAUCUCAUUCACUUCAUAAUCACUCUAUCAACCCCGUCAAUCUUAUUACUCCUCAGAACGAAGAACUUCAACCCUUGGCCCCUUCUUCACCGAAAGCUCGAAGCUUGCUCUCUCGUCAAAUCACAGAUCAUAUCAACUAUCAAUCACAUUCACCUAUCAAACCUAACUUCAAUCAUCAAUCUCACAUUGAAUCCACACCUCAUCAUCAAUUAUCAUCACCUUUUCAAGCAGUGAUCUCGCCCCGUUCUAAACUUCCACAAUCCGAUCAACUAGCAUUUCACGUCACUCAAACUAUGAACUCACCUACCAAAACCAAACAUCCAAAUACUGAGAUGAAGACAGAACUUUCUCCUGCAAGACGUAUGGUACAAGAAGACGAGUUUUCAGAUUCAUCAUCGGAUCUUGAAGUUCAACCUCCUAACCCUUUCCAGACAACACCACGUCAAUCAACUUCAGCCAAGUUUGAACAACUGCUUUAUGCUCGAGAUUCACCUGGUUCAACUCGUGGAAGUCCUAAGUCUAAAACCCCGAUAGUUUCCAAAACAAAAGUAUCAGACACAGUUGAAGAUGUAGAUCCAGAUCAACUUCCUUCAACUUACAUUAACUUAUUAACAUUACAUACUGCUCUUGAACGCGCAUUGUUGUUACAUCUUGCAACAGAAGGAAGUCAUGCAACACUGACUACUGUUCAUAAACCCUCAACCAAACUGACCUCGGAUAAUCGAAUGCGUACACCUGAACCAGAAGCAGAAAAGGAGAUUCAAACCUUUAGAUUAUUAAAUUUGAUAUCUUGGUCAACUUUAAGACCUAUGGUAGAAAGAGGGUCAGGAAAAAGUUUUACCGAAAAAGAAUUAUCUCAAUUACUUUGGAUUUGGCAAAAAGAAGAAACAACCAAAAAAGAAGCAACAGCAGAGGAAGAAGAGGAAGAAAUUCAAGUAGGAAUGGGAUUUAUUAUUUCUAGAUUAGAAUCAAAUCGAUCAUUUGGAUUGGGAAUAGAAUUACAAGUCAAAGAAAAUUUACAAUUACCCACCUUAAGUUUAGUAUCACCAAACCGAUCGAAAUCCAAAUCCAAAUCUUCAAACCCAAAAUCACCAAAAAAAACUUUAAACUUAUCGACACAAAUUCAAACUUCACCAAACCAUAAGCUAAAAAAUAAUAUGAAAUUAAUUUCAUUAUGGACAAGUCAAGUAGAAGAAAGAAAAAAAGAAGUUUCAAAAAGGUUAAAAAAGUUAUGGAGAUCUAAGAAAUCGAAUUCAAAACCAAUUGAUCAAGAUCAACAGCAAUGGUUGAUUCCUCCAAUUCCUUGUGCUUCUUUACCUUCAUUUAUUGAUCCUAUAAUCAAGUCUAAAAAACGGGUUUGUAUCAAAGCUAAAGAAGCAGCUGCAAAGAAUAAAGCAGCUUCAUCAAAGAACCUUGAUGGAGGAAUUGGAUCAAAAACUCCAACCAAUAGAACUGACGAAUUAAGGAAAAAAAAGUUAAUUGAAAGUAUCUUUAUGGUAUUUUCUUCAUCUGAUCCAUCAAAAAGUUUGAUCAUGUCACUUGAAGAAUUAUCAAAAGUAAUCACCAAAAGUUCAAGAAUUUCACUUUCAGAGGGAGAAGCAAUUGAAUCAAUUAAACUUUUACAGUCGAUUUGUCCUGAUUUAAUUGAAUUUAAACAAAUAGGAAAUCAAGAAUGGAUUCAAGUUUUAAAAGAAUUUAAAAACCAAUUAGACAGAUCAAAAAAAUUAGUUAAGGAUGAAUUAAUCAAGAUGAAUUAAGUUUUUUUUAAUUCUGUCUUUAAUUGGUUGAACCAAAAAAUAAUUGGACAUUAACAAUGAAUUGGUUGAAGGAAACGAAAAGAGGUUUUUGAGGACACUUAUUGAGUGUAAUUUCUAUAUAUUUUGGAUAUCAUUAAUUGGCUAUAGAAAAAGAUAACAGAUGAGGUAUAUUGGAAUGUGGAUUAGUUUAAAAUUUUUGAAGGUCUUGUGUAUCUUGUAUAUAUCACUCUGUAUCAUCAUCUUAUCUGGUCAAGAGAACUCAGCUUAUGUUGGACAUCUCAUU